AUGGUUAUGACUCUACUGUACGGGAAGGAGACUCUUGAGAUGGGUGAAGUCACUGCUACUCUUUUGUUAAACACGACAAGGAAGAAGACUAGCAACAUUAAGUUUCAAGGAGAAUGUUUCUUUGAAAAACACAAAAAGAGUCAUCAAAGGGACAGAUUAAAUCAAAAGAGGUCUGGAAGCAGAAGUCGGUCAAAAUCCAAGGAGAAGGGCAAGUUUACUUAUUGUUACUGCAAAAAAGAAGGUCAUAUAAAGAGAGACUGCACAAAAAGAAAGGAGGAUAUAAAGAGGAAAGAAACAGGAAAAGCAUCUGAUGAAGCUAACGUAGCUGAUAGCUCUGACAGAGAUGAUGAAGAUCUUCUCUCCAUAUCUUCAGGUGCGGACUGGAAGAAGAGCUUAGGCCUAGGGAAAGAGAAGGUGAGUUAUCUCCACUUCUACUUCCACGACAUAGCGAGCGGUACUAAGAAUGCGAUGGCUUUGAUUGUGGCCAUGGCUGACACCACGAUAACCUCUCCGACAUUCUUCGGUAUGUUGAACGUAGUAGAUGACCCCCUGACUCAGGGCCCUGCCAUAACUUCUAAGGUAAUAGGGAGAAUGCCGGGAAUUUACGCCUUGGCAUCUCAGCCUGAAUUCAGCCUUUUCAUGGGACUCAACUUUCUGUUCACGACCGGAGAGUUCAACGGAAGCACACUUACUAUGAUUGGGAGGAAUCCCACUAUGGAGAAUGUAAGGGAGAUGUCCAUUGUGGGAGGGAGUGGAGCCUUUCGUCUUGCUCGUGGCUUUCUCCUCGCUAAGACCUACUCUGCGAACACGGUCACCAGGAGCUUUGUGGUCGAAUGCGAAUUCACAGUCAUCCAUUACUAG
Messenger RNA from Amborella trichopoda, 861 nucleotides. The record is from RefSeq and is a predicted model, not a curated record. Lineage: Eukaryota; Viridiplantae; Streptophyta; Magnoliopsida; Amborellales; Amborellaceae.